AUGAUACAGAAACGAGUUUGUGAUUGUUCAAUGUGGAUUUUGGGAAAUCAAUCAAAGCGAAGAUUGUUGCAGAAACCCUUCCUAGCUGCCUCUUCUGAGGUCGCUUCCUCCGAGAAGGUCAGCCGGCCUUCUGGUAAAGCUUCUUCUCGAGCUUCCAAGCCGAGCUCUCACAGCACUAAAUCAGCUCAGCCAUCUAGCCAUGGUGGGUUGAGCUCAAAGUCUACUGAACAAGUGGGACAGGGUGCUGCCCAUUCUACUGAGGAGGUGUCAAGGGGAAAGUUUAAGUCCCCUGCUGAAGACAAGGAGACCUCUGGGACGGGGAUGGAGAUCAUCCUCCUAGGGGAUCAAAGUCCAGAGGUUUCUGGUGAAAGUGCCCCUGCCCCUGUGAGGACUGAACCUGAGGGUUCUGAGGGCAUUCCAGCAAAGAUCGGAGGGAAAGGUGUUGCUGCUGACCCGUCAUUGCCUUCUCCUGGCAAUUCUCUAAAGACGUCGGGUAUUACAUCCGAGUCUCCGGCCAGUGCUGUUGCCGACCUUCUUAGGGAGCAAAUGUUUGGUGGAGCCACAGAGGCCUCGGAUCCACGCCUUCUUGCUCUGACCGGCCUUUUAGCCAGCUUUACCAAGGAGCAAGUGACGGGCCUCUUUAUGGAGGUGGAUGUCCGUGAUCGCUCCCUCCGAGAGUCCGUAGAUCGCCGAAUUGAAGAGGCACGUCUGGAGGAGAAUAUAUCUGCCACCAGUGAUGCGAGGGGCAAUUUGGUAGCUGCUCGGGAGCAAAUCCAGUCCCUCCAGGUGGAAUUGCAUUCUGCGUUGGAGGCCCUCAGAAAGGCUGAAGAGAAAACAGCCGAGACAGCAAAGCAUACCUCGUCCUUAGAAGAUGAGUUGUCUCGGACUCGCAAUGUUCUCCAGGAGGCUGAUGAGAGGGCAGCUACCUUGGAGGUUCGCUGUAGAGGAGUGCUAGAGCAGCUGUCCUCUAUGACAGAGGCUCUCAAGGAGAGAGAUGAGGCCGUUAGCCAGAAAGCUGAAGUCCAGCGCCAAUUUGAUGCCUUAAAGGCUGAUCUCGAAGGACUUCAGACUCAUCUGGAGGAAGUAAAGGCUCAGAGAGAGACGGCUUUAGCUCGGGUGCAGGUCCUUGAGCAAGAGUUGAGCACAAGCUCUGACCAUGUUGCCCCUGCCAUUGAGAGCUCUGGUCCAAAGGACACCGAGCUUCCUUCAGGGGUGGCUGUAAAUAGAAAUAGUGAGGGUGUUCUUAUAGAUACUUCAUAUGUUUAUUCAGAAGCUCUAAAUUAA
Messenger RNA from Manihot esculenta (cassava), 1284 nucleotides. RefSeq names its product dynactin subunit 1-like. The record is from RefSeq and is a predicted model, not a curated record. The transcript has 7 exons. Lineage: Eukaryota; Viridiplantae; Streptophyta; Magnoliopsida; Malpighiales; Euphorbiaceae. Bases 1 to 1284 code for a protein of 427 amino acids.